Messenger RNA from Drosophila eugracilis, 1275 nucleotides. RefSeq names its product protein takeout. NCBI's taxonomy places the organism in Eukaryota, Metazoa, Arthropoda, Insecta, Diptera, Drosophilidae. The record is from RefSeq and is a predicted model, not a curated record.
UUGCCAUCGGCUAUGCAAGUGCAUCGGUCAACUGAGAGCUUUAGCGUGAUCUGUAGAGGAUUAGCAUUUAUUCCGCUGUGAAAUGCGUUUCCUGGCCUACGUGUUAAUCAGCACUCAGCUAUUCGUUGGACUUCAGUGUCAGAAAUUGCCUGCCAAGGUGAAGAAAUGCCAUUAUGGUGACGGAAAGUGCUUGGUGGAGUCGGCAAAUGCCGUGCUGAGGAACUACCCAAAGGGCAUACCCGAGGUCAAUCUAAAACCAUUCAAUGUGCUGCCUGUAAGGGACUGGCUGUUGGUCAACGAUUCCCAGGUUGGAGGUGCCUGGUUUUUUAACCUAAUUAACCAGAUUAAUUAUGGCUUCGAGAACACCACCAUCACGGAGAUCCUUGGAUUCGACAAAGAUCCCACUUCCACCAAGAUUGAAAUUCACGGCAAGAUUCCGCGUUUGGUCUAUAAGGGUGACUAUUUGGCAAAAGGUCGGAUGUUGUGGUUCGUGGACAUAAACUCCCAAGGAACCUCCGAGUCGGAUUUUCUCAAUUUCCGUUUCGAUCUUUCGUUAAAAGUGCGCAUCGAGUACAGGAACAACAAGCGAUAUCUAAAGAUCUAUGAGCUGGUCCCGAAUAUAAGGCUAGAUCGGUGGAUAAUGUGGCUGGACAACUUCUUUCCUGACAAUGAAGAUCUGACUAUAGCAAUUAACAAUUUGUUUAAUCGAAAUUGGGUGGAGUUUUGGAACGAACUUGAGCCGGGUAUUCUGAAGCUGUUCGAAACUGUCUUCCUAAGUCUUUUCGAGGAUCUUUUCGAAACUAUACCUUACGAUGAUCUGUUCCUAGCCGACGAAGACUCAACACAUAAUUAAGCCCAGUAGAGUUUACAUACUUAUUAGUAAAAAUAAAGUAGGAUAUUAAAUUUUUCCCUGGAACUAAUGCUAAGCUCAUCUAAUUUGUAGUGAUCGUAUAUACACCACAGGUAAUCAGUAAAACAGUAAGGGGGAAAAUGUAUAUGCUAUGAAAGCUAAACUGGUUCUCGAUUUAUGCGCAUUCCUGCGAGGUUUGUUGGCCUUAUAAAACUGCAAGUGAAUUAUGAAAGUCAUUAUUUUUCUAAAUUGUAAGUUUAUUUAAGAAGCCUAAUCUAAAAUAAAUCUAUAUAAGAAAAUUUUCUUUAAAACAUUUUCAUUAUUAUAUUUGUCGAAUCCGAUAUUCCUUAGAUGUGGCCCAUUUUUAAAGGGUGCCACUAAUGUAAUUGAAUUAUUAACUAAGAAAUAAAGAGUGCUUACCCCCA